AUAGUAGCAAUAAAUUUAUUCCACAAAGUAAAGAAGAAGAAGAAGCAUGGUUAUGUUAUUAUAUGUUAGCUAAAUGUGCUGAAAAAGAAGUACACAUAAUGAAACAACAACAACAACAAUCUAAUGGUCAUCGUGACAUUGAUACACAUUCAAUCAAAUCAUCAUUGUCUUCAUCACAAUCCUCCUUAAUGCAUGUUUUAUACUUAUAUUAUGAAUCAAUGAAAGCAUUAGAUGUAGCUGGUGCAAAAUAUCCGAAAAAAAUUAUUGUUUAUAAUAAAAUACCAUUUAGAGCUGUUGAAGCAAUUGAAGUUUAUUACAGAAUUCAUGCAUUAUCGCUGAAAACAUUAUUGAAAUAUGGACCGCCACCUACUUCUACUACUACUACUACUAAUCAAUCUUCACAAUCCACUAAUUCCAUUUAUCCAAUUAAUUUGAUUGAACUUGAUCAAUUUUUGACAACAAUUGAUUCAUCUGAUUUUGUGACAAGUGCAAAAAAACCAAGUCGAAGAACUCGUAAACGAACAGCCAACAUGGCAGGAUUAUCUACUAAACAAAAUCAACUUCAAAAAUUAACUACUAAUCAAAUUGGAUCUUGUGAAAAUCAUGACAAACAAAUAGGAGUAAAUAAUAUAGCUGAGAAUCCUGAUCAAACUCACUUUAAUUCAGAUAAAUUAGUGCAACCAAUUAAUUCGAAUACAAUUUCAUCACAAGAUGAAUUUAUUGAUCUGGUCUCGCCUGAUCCAGGGAUUGAUGAAGAGGAGUCGACGAAAUUAUUGGCACCACGACCAUCAUCAUCAUUGUCGUCGUAUUCAUCGACCAAUGAUGGUACCAAUAAAUUAGGUUUAUGGAAAAAUUGUAUUGAUCGUUGCCGUCGUGCAUUAGAAUUGGUACUUCAAAGAUUACCGCUACAUUAUAAAGCAAUGUAUCGACUAGCCUCUCUAUAUUUGAAUGCUUCACAUUUAAAAGAUUCUUCUAAAGCAUUAGAUAUAUUAUUGGGACCAACAGAUGAAUCACAGAAACAUGCAACAUUCAACAUGAAUACUAACAAUUCAACUAAUAAUAAUAAUAAUAAUAAUCAUUUGAAUAUUGGUGGUUUAUUUAAGGAUCGGAAACAGAAUAACUUUUUCUAUGGUGUAUGGCGUAUUCCAACUGCAGAUAUUGAUCGAAGUGGUAAUUUUGCAGCUCAUAUGUAUCGAUCAGUUUCUUUAACUCUCUCCUUACUUCAUGAUCAUGGAGAUUGGAGACGUUUAGUUCAAAUAUUUCAUCAAUUAAGGAAACAACCACCGGAAGAGAAAAGAGGAUUUCUUGGUGAAGGUGAUCGUGUGUAUUUAGCAAAACGUGCAUUCAAUCUUAUCCAACCAACAUUGCUGAAUUGGUUAACUCAAUUAUCAUUAUUAUUAGCAAAUCAAAUUAAUGAACAAAUUUCCAAAGAUCAUACAUUUGUAUUUCGUUCUGAUAUAUCAUGUCUGACAACAUCACAAAGUUUUUUAACCAAUGACAUUUUAAUACAAAUAUAUCGACUACAUUGUGUUGCAUAUUCACGUAAUUCCUCUUCUUCUUCAUUAUCAUCAUCAUCGUCCACUUUACAUAGUUUAAAUUCUAGUCUUUCUUCACCUACUACCACUGCUACUACUACUAACAAUGUUACAAGUAGUAUAAAUAGUAAUAAUAAUACAAAUAAUAGUUCGACGACUAAUUGUUCUUCUGGUAGUACAUCUACUACUACUCUACCUGAUGCUAGUACAGUUUUAGCAGCUGAAAUAUCUGGUUAUGCAUCAGUUCUCCAGUUAGCCUAUCGAUUAUGUCCAACAGUUUGGG
Schistosoma turkestanicum is the source of this 1818-nucleotide messenger RNA. The record is from the annotation of a GenBank genome assembly. NCBI's taxonomy places the organism in Eukaryota, Metazoa, Platyhelminthes, Trematoda, Strigeidida, Schistosomatidae.